GUGUGUGCGUGUGCGCGCUGCUACUUUGUACUGUGAAGAACACACAGCCCAUGUGCUCUGUAUGGAUGUUGAUGAUACUCUGUGUAGCUUGAAUCUCUGCAAGCAGGCAAGAUGUCCAGCACACCACAUGACCCUUUCUAUUCUUCUCCUUUUGGCCCAUUUUAUAGGAGACACACACCAUACAUGGUGCAACCAGAGUACCGAAUAUAUGAAAUGAACAAGAGGCUCCAGUCGCGGACGGAGGAUAGUGACAACCUCUGGUGGGAUGCCUUUGCAACUGAAUUUUUUGAAGAUGAUGCAACCUUAACCCUUUCAUUUUGUUUGGAAGAUGGACCAAAGCGAUACACGAUUGGAAGGACCCUCAUUCCUCGUUAUUUUAGCACUGUCUUUGAAGGAGGUGUAACAGACCUGUAUUACAUUCUCAAGCACUCAAAAGAGUCAUACCACAACUCAUCUAUCACAGUGGACUGUGAUCAAUGCACCAUGGUCACUCAGCAUGGAAAGCCCAUGUUUACCAAGGUGUGCACAGAAGGACGUCUUAUCUUGGAGUUUACUUUUGAUGAUCUCAUGAGAAUAAAAACAUGGCACUUUACUAUUAGACAGUACAGAGAAUUAGUCCCACGCAGCAUUCUAGCCAUGCAUGCACAAGACCCUCAGGUGCUGGAGCAGCUGUCCAAAAACAUCACUCGAAUGGGUCUGACAAACUUCACCCUCAACUACCUCAGGUUGUGUGUAAUACUGGAGCCAAUGCAGGAACUGAUGUCAAGACAUAAAACAUACAAUCUAAGUCCUCGAGACUGCUUGAAGACUUGCUUGUUUCAAAAAUGGCAGAGAAUGGUGGCCCCACCAGCAGAACCCACAAGACAGCCGACAACCAAGCGGAGAAAAAGGAAAAACUCCACCAGCAGCACUUCCAACAGCAGUGCUGGGAACAAUGCAAACAGUACCAACAGCAAGAAAAAGUCAGCUGCUGCAAACCUGAGUCUAUCAAGUCAGGUACCUGAUGUGAUGGUGGUAGGAGAACCAACUCUGAUGGGAGGCGAAUUUGGGGAUGAAGACGAAAGGCUUAUCACUAGAUUAGAGAACACACAGUACGAUGCAGCAAAUGGCAUGGAUGAUGAUGAAGAUUUCAACAGUUCACCUGCACUGGGAAAUAACAGCCCAUGGAACAGCAAACCUCCUGCUAACCAGGAGACUAAAUCUGAAAACCCCACACCACAAGCUUCCCAAUAGGUUAUUCUGCAGCAGUAGCCACUGCAAUGUAUGUAGUGGGUUAUUAAUUACUGUUUCACACAUUCUUAAAAUAAAAUUAACCCUCCACACCUUUAAAUGGAUACAAUAUCUGUUUCUAAACUAAAGGUAUCUCAUGUGUUUUUUAAUUAGGGAAAACUCUUGUAUAAGCUUCCAUAUACAUUUCUUGGAAGCGUUCAGAUUCAAGGUGAUACUGGCACUGACCUCAGUUAAAAUAACUGCAAAUUAAAGGGCAUCUCAUGGCACAUUCCUGACAGUGCAUUUUAUUGGAAGGGGUUGUUUUUAUCCUCAUCGAACAAUGGCCAUACUUUAGCAAGUCAUCAGUGCUCAGGAUCUCAUUAACAUCACUAUGUAGAACUUUCUACAACUGUAACAUAUUUUCUGCUUUUCAACUUGCACCUGAAAUUUCUUGUUUCAGAGGAAAUCAGCUUUUAAGAAAAAGUAAUUUAAAGUAAGUUUUGUUCUUUCUUUGACUUUCCUUUCACCGAUUAAUCAUUUAAAGGAUCCAGCAUUUUUAAUUUACGUUUAGCUGAUGCCAGUAGAUACUCUUGCCAUCCUUUAAUAAAAAUGCUGAAACAAGAAAUGUCUUUUUUUCAUCAAAGACAUGAGAAAUAUUUUUAUGUGGAAAAAGACACCCAGUCCUAUGAGAGUUUAUGCUUUGUAAAAUUGCUGUCGAUCCAGAUAUUUUAAAGCCAUGUAAUCUAUUAACUUUGUGGGCAG
Messenger RNA from Indicator indicator, 1971 nucleotides. It is a transcript of the gene LDB2, whose product is annotated as LIM domain binding 2. Gene Ontology annotation, molecular function: LIM domain binding. Bases 112 to 1233 code for a protein of 373 amino acids. Gene Ontology annotation, biological process: nervous system development; negative regulation of transcription by RNA polymerase II; positive regulation of transcription by RNA polymerase II. Gene Ontology annotation, cellular component: nucleus; transcription regulator complex. The transcript is spliced from 8 exons. Lineage: Eukaryota; Metazoa; Chordata; Aves; Piciformes; Indicatoridae. The record is from RefSeq and is a predicted model, not a curated record.